Fusarium coffeatum is the source of this 3504-nucleotide messenger RNA. RefSeq lists its product as uncharacterized. Gene Ontology annotation, cellular component: nucleus. Gene Ontology annotation, molecular function: histone binding. Lineage: Eukaryota; Fungi; Ascomycota; Sordariomycetes; Hypocreales; Nectriaceae. The transcript has 2 exons. Gene Ontology annotation, biological process: DNA damage checkpoint signaling; positive regulation of transcription by RNA polymerase II. Bases 1 to 3504 code for a protein of 1167 amino acids. The record is from RefSeq and is a predicted model, not a curated record.
AUGAUGGACUCCCAGUUGCUUCAAGCAGGCAGCAAUGAGUCGCAGGAUAGCCAGGCCAUCAUUGAGGCCUACAGGGCCGAGUUUGGCGUCGGCACGCUUAGUAGUUCGCCUUCCAAAGUCGUGUCGUCCUCAAAAAUGGGCAUGUCAACCCCGAGACAAAUACCUUCACCCACAAGCGAAGUCGUCGUGCUAUCAUCGGAUCCGAUAACCAAUGAAACAGUAGUAUCCGAGGCCGUUACUUCUCACGACGCGUUAGCAGAUGAGGCGCGCUCAGUUAGACCCGCUCCUAUGAGUGGCGAUCCGUCGCACUGGGACGAAGCAGGGUUGGCACUGACACACCCAAAAAAGCAAUGUACUUCGAAGGCCGGCAUACUAAAAGAAGAUACCCAGGGCCUCGAGAAUCGCGUGAACUUGAGUACUGACAGGGACAAAACUCGAGGCCACGACACUUUCAUUAAACCUCGAGAUUUGAGCGACUUACAGGCGGGCCAUGACAGCGCGAAGCUGCAAGAAGUGCAAAACGAUGCACCCAAGCCUCUGAUCGGGAGUACGAAGCCGCCGAAUAGCGCUGCGGUCGGCGCCUUGCACAAAAUGGACUUUUCUCAGCAAACCCCGACGCAGGUCAAUUUCGACCGUGAUUAUAGCGAAUUCUGCGAUAUUAUACCCUCGAGUCCUGUCAAUGGUGAUACACAAUCUGGAUCUCUCGAGCCCCGGACUCUCCAAGAUGACGACACAGGGGCCGUUAACUUUGCCAACUUAAGCGAGCUGGGUCGACCUUCAUCCCAGGUCUCAGAGGAUGCAGGCUUCGAGAACACUAGAGGUGACUGGAGACAUCCUGAUGGGACAUCGCAGUUGAACAAUGGCCAAACCCCGCACCGCCCCAAUGCGCCGACAUUCGAGACGCCCGCUGUCCCCAAGAACCCGUUUGCUGCGAAACCGAAUAUUGCUGCCCCUCUAGACGGAAGUCAAUUGUUCGGCACGACGCAGUUUUCCUCAGCCGUUAAACACAUUAGCCCAACAUCGUCGCGACCUUCUCCGAAGCUUUUCAACUCGAAAUCAUCGAAUCUUAUAGAGACAUCCCCGUUGAAGAAUAGAGCCAACGUCUCAUCGCCAACCGAUAUCCGUACAUCGAGUCCUCAACGCCUGCACGAGAUACCUGAGACAUCGUUGAGAGAUGAGCAUGGGGACUCUACACGAGCGCAAACGCCACUGGGUACUAGAUCUGCUGGUGGCGACAUGAUACCAGAGUCCCCUUCCUCCUCAGACCCUACACCUCGUGCCCAAGCACCCAGGUCAUCAAGUACUACGGAGCCUAUGUCGCAUUACGAACCAAUGAAGAAAUCACAAGAGAGGAAGAUCAUGGGAUCAAUCGUGAUUUCCCCCAUGAACUCUGAUGACGACUCCGACGACGCAAUCCGACGGAUGGAGAGGCGGAGGAGGAUUGAACGAAAAAAGGCAAAGGCGGCAGAGGAGCUUGGUCGUGUUAGUUUCACGCCAAAGAUCAGGCAAGACCCGACAGAGCAGCCAUCAAGGAAGAAGAGAAAGCUUUCGCCAACUGAAAAUUCGAAACCAAGUCAUGCACAGUCCAAGGCUGGCAACGACCUCAACAAGGGUCAGGAUUUGCCUGCCCUCGUGGAUGAUUCUCAAAAAGGAGUGGUGGCUUCCAACGAAACUCUUCCGGUUGAAUCUACCAAGGCCACCCCUGGGCAUAGCGCUCCCGAGAAUCAGCAGAUUGACCACGAUGGUGACGUCGUGUUGAUGGACGCCGAUAAGGUUGUGGUAGAUGAAGAUAUGAUACCUGCCACCAGUCCAGCGCCAUCCAUACCACCCACAGCACCUAUCGAAUACCCAGAGCCAUCAGAGCCUGAGCUACCCCGGCUCCCCAUGGACGAAGGGGACUUGCCGGAAGGCCCUAACGAUCACUCAGAGCCUUCAUCGUUACCUCCGCCACGUAGACGAACCAACAGGACUUAUGGGCGUGCAGUCCGGCAAAAACGCAAGAAUCCUUUUCUUAGUUCUUCUAACUCGGAUGGUUUGACGGGUGACUUCGAGUCGAAACCGGUGACCAUGUCAUCGCCUUUGCAUAAGGUAGCUGCUGUUUCCAUGAUAGAAGAAGAGUCGGAGCGGGAAUUACAGCCACCCCAGGAGGAGACUGUUAAGGCCGAGAAAAAUCCAGCAGCACGGCGUAAGAAGACGGCCCGCGAUGCUUACGCAGACCUCCCCCCACCGAUGACAACUCGAUCACGACGCAGUGAUAUACCUGAAGCUACUCCAGUGACUCCACUGGCCAGUCGCUCGGCUGGUCGGACACUACCAACAUCAUCGAGCUUGAGUGUUCUAUCAACCACACCAGCACUCUCUUACAAGACCACACCCGGAACGCAAGACUCACCUGGCUCUGAACGACCAGAAUCGGUAACACUUCCAUCUCCAGGAGUUAAUCACAGCUUGCGCAGGCAGCAUGUCCGAUCAGGAACAAAGUCAGAAUCGCCCCAGCAGGGAGGGAAGUUGAGAAGGAUAUCCAAAAGACACCCGCGUCUUGAUUCUGAAUCUACCGAUGAAUUGCACCCUUCACCUGCCGCAAGCGUGCUAGAAAGGAGUAUAGUACACAAAUCUAGUAGGUCCUUCAAACAGAGCUUCGCUUCUGUACAGAAAACAGGACGGCUUUUUGAUGGCAUGGUGUUUGCCCUCUCCUUUUCAACGCAGUUCAAAGCCCAGGAGCGUAAGAAGAUAGAGACGAAAAUUACGCAGUCAGGGGGGACGAUUCUUGCAGACGGAUUUCAAGACAUGUUUGAGCACUCGUCCAUUAUGAACACUAUGAGUCCAGUAAUGGACGAGGAAGACGCUUUGAGGCUUACCAAAUCAAGCUACGAUAGCGGAUUUACAGCACUUAUUGCUGAUAAUCACUCGCGAAAGGUCAAAUACAUGCAGGCAUUAGCACUGGGCCUUCCAUGUUUGGCUCCUCAAUGGAUCACGACUUGCCUCACCAAAGGGGCUAUUGUGGACUGGGAACCCUAUUUGCUUUGUGCAGGCGCAUCUACUGUGCUCGGAAACGCGCUUCGGUCUCGAAUCUUGCCAACAUAUUCAGCAGACGAAGCGAGACUGGCCGAAGUCAUUGAGCAACGACCACGACUUCUGGAUGGGCAACGAGUCCUUGUUGUUGUAGAUUCAAAGAAGUCGCGCAACGAGGCCAAGGAGCCCUAUGUCUUCCUUGCCAGUGUUUUGGGUCCAUCGAUCUCGAGAGUGUUUUCCACACAGCAAGCACGAGAAGUGUUGCUGGAACACCAGAAAGCAGGAAACCCGUUUGACUGGCUAUAUCUUGAUAAAGGUACCGGAACAGUGGAGGCGGUUCUCGCGCCUGCGGAAAUAACAGGCAAUAAAAAGCGUCGGAAGUCGACAGCAGCUCAGGCCAAGCUUGACAAUAUCCGUGUCUUGGAUGACGAGCUUGUGAUCCAGAGCUUGAUUCUGGGUCGCAUGGUGGAAGCAGAUGAAAUGUAUACAUAA